UACAAAUCUGAACAAUUAUAACAAUAAGCUUGCGAUUGUCUCCAUUGGUUCUGAUGUCAUUAAAUGGUUAAAGUAAGGCAGUUUGAGUGCUAAUUCCUGGUCAGAAACCGCAUAGCAGUGGAUCGAGCAAGUUGUGUCAAUUUAACUAAAACGAGAUCUGCUCAAAGGCUAGUCACUCCAACAUCUUAGUAAAGAAGGGAAUAGCGUGAUGAGUUUAAAGUCCGUAGGCGACUUCAGAGUACUGAUUUGAUUGAUUAGGACCACCAGAGCACACUUCCAGGAAUCAGGAAACGUAUUUUGGUCAAAAGACUGAUUAAUUACAGUCACAAGUACGCUGACAAUUGUUGAAAGCGCCGUAGUCACUAUUUUUCCAGAAGUGCCAUCGCACCCAGUUACAUAGAAUUUUAUAGAACACACUGCUAGCUAAACCGAGUCUUUAUUCACAUCCCAAAAAGUCGUCUACACGGUAGAUUACCUUAUUGUCUCAGAAGUAGACAACAGUGCAAUAUAGAAUUAAAUAUUAAUUGUGAAUAAAUAUACAACAAAUAAAUGGUGACUUUUUAUUACAGAUGAUAAAUCCAGAUACAUUGAAUCACUUAAGUGACUUUGCAGACAAGAAAAUCGACGGUGUAACGAAAGCGAACUAUUUUUGGAUUCAGCAUCUCGUUCAAAGGAUGAAUGCUACAAUGACUCUUACCUGGGAAAAUACGUGGGGAUAUCAAGAUCAAAAUGGUACGUGGAAUGGUAUGAUCGGCUUACUAGAUCGAGGUCAAAUUGAUUUUGGAGGCACAGCAACAUUUUUAAUUCCUCAAAGACUUGGAGUGAUCGAUUACAUUCAGCUGUAUACACCAGUGUGUUCCAGAUUUAUCUUCAAAAAACCACCUCUUUCAUAUGUAAAAAAUCUCUUUACAUUACCGUUCAAUCGACUUGUUUGGUAUGCUAUUUCAUUAUCAAUAUGUGCAAUAUGUGGAUUUCUAUACCUGGUCUUGAAAUGGGAAUGGAAACACACAAGAAACAAGCAAUCGGUAUUCCAGUACAGCGGUCAGUUAAACAAUGACCCUAACUUGAGUGACAAUUUAUUGAUUUUGAUAGGUGCUUUAUUUCAACAAGGAUCAUCUUACGAGCCUCGAAAUAUCUCUGCAAAAAUAGUGAUAUUAAUGUUAUUGAUUCUAUCAUUGAGCCUUUAUGCUUCAUAUACAGCUAAAAUUGUUGCACUCCUUCAAUCCACAACAUCAUCAAUAAAUACAGUUCAAGAUCUUAUAAAGAGUGGAUUGAAAAUAGGAAUAUAUGAUGUUGUGUACAACCGAUAUUAUUUUCAGGCUGUGCAAGAUCCAAUGAGAAAAAAUUUCUAUAAAAAUUAUGUUGAAAAUAAAACUUCCAUAUGGAUGUCGUUGGAUGAAGGCAUAGAAAAAGUUAGAAAAGGACUAUUCGCUUUCCAUGCAGAUGCAACUGCAUCAUAUUCACUAAUACAAGAAACGUACGAAGAAGAAGAGAAGUGUGGCCUUCAUGAAUUUGAUUACCUAAAUUUACUGUAUCCAAUGCUUGUUUUACCACUCGACUCACCUUACAGAGAAAUAUUUAGAGUUGGAGCUCUGUGGAUAAAGGAAACUGGUUUACAACAACGAACAAACAGAAGACUAUUUACUCAGAAACCAACUUGCGCAGGACAAACAAGUUUUGUAAGUGUUGGAACAAUCGAUUGCUACGCAGCAUUUUUAAUAAUAUUUUAUGGUGUCUUUAUUGCACUUGGGUUUUUGCUGAUGGAGCUCAUACAUUUCCAAUGUUCUAGAUACAUUAACAGCAAUCAAGUAAAAAAUGUGAAAUCAUCUGUUUUCGAAACAGGAACGAAAAUGAUCGGAGAAGUAUACAACGAUGAAUAAAAUUAUCAAUAACAGUAUCUGGAAUUCAAAAAGAAAUCAAU
Messenger RNA from Chelonus insularis, 1921 nucleotides. RefSeq names its product glutamate receptor U1-like. Lineage: Eukaryota; Metazoa; Arthropoda; Insecta; Hymenoptera; Braconidae. The record is from RefSeq and is a predicted model, not a curated record. The transcript is spliced from 7 exons. Gene Ontology annotation, molecular function: ligand-gated monoatomic ion channel activity. Gene Ontology annotation, cellular component: membrane. Bases 570 to 1880 code for a protein of 436 amino acids.